Zea mays is the source of this 1307-nucleotide messenger RNA. Its product is annotated as Anaphase-promoting complex subunit 10. Gene Ontology annotation, biological process: anaphase-promoting complex-dependent catabolic process; protein K11-linked ubiquitination. Gene Ontology annotation, cellular component: anaphase-promoting complex. The transcript has 6 exons. The record is from RefSeq and is marked provisional. NCBI's taxonomy places the organism in Eukaryota, Viridiplantae, Streptophyta, Magnoliopsida, Poales, Poaceae. Bases 334 to 930 code for a protein of 198 amino acids.
CGCGUGACUGCAGAGGCCAGUCGAUGAGCGCGACUGCAGACAAUCUUGUUCCCCGUCCGCGAGGCGCGGAGCCCCGACUCCAUCGCCGGGAGCCCGGGACCCCUACGCCGCGCCGCUGCCACCAACAGCGACAGCCGAGAGGGCGAGCCGCCUGCCGCGGGGCCGCGACACGACCGGCAACCGGCCGAGGGGCGAAGCAACAGGCCAGCGUGGACGCCGAUCGUGCCAAGCGCCCAGUCCCGAUUCCGCCCUGUCUAACAGUACGAGACUCUAAGUCCGCCCUGGUGAGUGUGCUUCACUGCUUCUCCGGUUCUUCCCCUCGCACUGGUCCCGAUGGAAUCCGACGCCGAGGAGGCGGCGGCGGCGGCGGCGGUGGACCCAGGCGCUGGACGGCUGAAGGGGAGCCCGGAGCUGACUGUGGACGCGGACAUGCGGGAGGUGGCGAAGAGGGCCGCGUGGAGCGUCAGUUCCUUCAAGGACGGCAACGGCGUCGCAGCCCUGCGCGACGACAACCUCGACGCCUACUGGCAGUCUGAUGGGGCGGAGCCGCACCUGGUGAACAUCCGGUUCCAGAAGAAGGUGCAGCUGCAGCUUGUUGCUCUCUACGUGGAUUUCAAGCUCGACGAGAGCUACACGCCCAGCAAGAUCUCCAUCCGGGCCGGGGAUGGCUUCCACAACCUCAAGGAGAUUAAAACUGUGGAGCUUGCAAAGCCAGUUGGAUGGGUUCAUAUAUCAUUAUCCGGGGCUGAUCCACGCGAAACAUUCAUUCACACAUUUAUGCUCCAAAUUGCGGUUUUAUCCAAUCAUCUGAAUGGGAGGGAUACUCAUGUCCGACAGAUCAAGAUCUAUGGGCCAAGACCGAGCCCUGUCCCCCACCAGCCGUUCCAUUUCAUUUCCAGGGAGUUCAUCACGUACUCCACUAUUAGAUGACAGUGGGUGCGCAACCAGGAGAAGGAAACACUGAGGAUCAGUCGGCAGCUCAUGGCUCUGGAUGAUGGUGCGCAGUUAGGGAGUGUUUGGUUAAAAGAACCACUUCAUCGAAGAUGAGAUGGUGCAUCGUGAAUCUAUUGAUCAAAUUUGAUGAGAUAACCUCAUUGCUCGUAUUAAUACUAACUAACUAUGAGGUGGGGUGGUGAUGGAUCAACUCGUUUUAUUCCACAAACUAAAAAAAAUGAGAAGUGAGAAAAUGAUGGUCUAGCUUAUUUCUCAAACUAAACACCCUAUUAAUCUCUUUGCCUUACUCCGUACUGUCUGUCCGGUCUUGGGCCUGUAGUAGUGGUUAAGGAGGUAUAACAUAUUUUUGAACC